Molecule: messenger RNA, 6174 nt
Organism: Neodiprion fabricii
Lineage: Eukaryota; Metazoa; Arthropoda; Insecta; Hymenoptera; Diprionidae
Gene: gogo
Exons: 16
Coding region: 642-4646 (1334 amino acids)
Cellular component (GO): cell periphery
Source: RefSeq, a predicted model, not a curated record
AGUCCGAUCUCUACAUAAUACGAUAGCUAGAGCACACAAGAUGCGAUCUUCAUUAACACAGUGGUAUGACAUGAGAGCAGUAUUAGCGUUAUAUCUAGGCGAUAUAAGCGAAAUGGAAAUUAUGCACAACAACAAGAGUGCUAAUAUUCCAACUCCUGGUGAGCUUGCUCAAUUGUUGCACAUUCCAUAAUUUUUUUUAUCAUACAGGCUUGGUUAUCACGAUGUUGUACGGUGUAUUCGCAUACGAUGGGAUCGCCGUAGCAGUAAAAAUACGUAAAUAACAAUCACAACCCAAGAAUCCAAAAGGAAUUAGUAGAGAACAAAAAAAUAAGGAGUACGGAAUAUGAAGAGCGACAACACAAAAUAAUAAUGGAAUUAUCCGGACCAGACGAAUCGACGAAUAAUACUUGACUGGGCUGUUGACUUGCCAGUCUCAAAUUCAUCUGACAAUAAGAGAUGUUUUCUUCAAGUUCCGUAGGGGAAGGUGACAGAUCUCCUUCUCUGGGGGAGUAAUACAAUGGUAUGUAGGCAACGUGGCUCCGGUGACAGCGACGAGCAGCCAGGAUUCGCAAACAAUGGAUUAAUCGCAUUCUCCCGUCAAUAGGCUGCCGGCGUAAUAAGCCACCAAUGCCGCAGUGGACAUGAGUUGGUUGUCCAGCUGGUCACCAUUGCAGGUUCUGCUAUUCAUCGUUAUCAAAUAUGCCAACCUGAGCGUGAUUAUGCCCGUAGACAAGUCUAUAAGCUCGCGAGUUGUAGUCGCUGCCUCGCAUGCCGCUUUGUCAGGUGAUCUGGCCGUUCUCAUCCUAGGCUUACACCCUUCGGACGAACCCACAACCGUACCCCUGACCGAUACGGAUGAUGCGGAUACUGUCCUGGAAGAAGAGCGAGGAGGUACAGGGAUAUUUCAAGCUCCUCUGGUCUUGAGGGUAUUAAGAUUGGAUGGCUUUACGUCUGAGCUUGUGGGCCAAGUUACCGUCAGACCAGUUCCUUCUGCGGGUGGAAAUCUUUCCCUGACCGUGCCGUGUGGUUUUUUAUCACGCGGGGGAACUUAUUCUCUCCAACUCGUGAGAAAAAAUUCACCAGUGCCAUCUAAGUUGACUGAUAUCUCCUCCAUACACGACAUUCAGAUGCGAACGACCUUAGACGUCAGAUGGCCGACACCUUCGCUUUCCCUUGAACCGCAACACUUCGAAACAUACCCGAGGCAACCGGUAUUGGCAACUAUAGAGUACACCGGAGUAUCCUGUACACCCUACGCGGGGGUUCCAGUCGCGGCUUACUCCCUCGAGCUGAUAUACUGUGGUCCUAGUGUGCUUUCCUGUGAUACGCGUAACAAGAGUCACGUGCAGGUAUUGUAUUCCGAAGAGAUCAUGGGAUUCCCCGCACAAAAAGUUAUCACGUUACGAUGUGAACUAUUCGGGCAGGCUGGGCACUACGCGCUGAGACUCAAGCCUACCGCUGGAAAUCCAACCGCGCCAACCACGAGUGCUUACAUCAAAGUUGAAUGGUCGGACGAAUUCGUUUUCAAUAUACAUGCCAGAUCGGUUUACCCCUGCGACGGAGGAAGUGGCGGUGUCUCGGUUCUCUUCGAGUAUCCCGCGUGCCGUCUUCAAGGCGAUCGUGUCCGGGUAUACGGACGCCUUAGAGCGGACGUUGCUUCACUUGCGCCACCCUCUACGCUUCAUUAUUUAGCCGAGCUUAAGGCACCCCCUGGUAAACACACCUUGACCUUCGACUGUGAAAUAUUCACGGAGAGGUUCGUCGAGUACUGCUUCAGCUACGUUAGUCAGGCCAUCACCGGAGCAAUGUCACAAGUUCGGGUGGACUGCAUUCCAACGUUUCUACUUCAAGAUGGUGACGCGGGUGGAUGGGGACCUUGGAGCCAAUGGACUCCCUGCAGUAGUUCGUGCGUUGGUGGGACCAGGCACCGGUAUCGCUUUUGCGAUACACCGCCACCAAAAUACGGGGCAAAAUUUUGUCAGGGACAGGCAGUCGAGACCGAAACAUGCGGUGGUACGAAUCAUUUGGAUCUUCAUGGGAACUGGAACCUUGCAGAGUGGGAGUGCCGCCACGGCAAGGAAUUAGCUGCAGAGAAACCAGAAGUUGCCGCUGAGAUUGGCAGUGUGUGCAGAUGUGGUUGUUUAGUUAUCCUAGACAGAAAUAAAAUGCAAAGAAUCCUGGCCGCAAGCACACAGGCCUGUCCCGGUAGAUCCUUUUGGUUGGUUCAGGCUGAAGCUGACCAUAGGGUUCGCCUUCACUUGGACCAAGCAAGAUUCCCGUGUAAGGAACAGUACGUCAGGGUACGUGACGGGGAUUCUUUGACUGCUGAACUGCUGGCUGAUGUGGCUUUCGAUAAGAACUCCCCGAUUUCCGGCACCGUCACGUCCUCGGAUACACAUUUACUAGUGGAAUUCUUCAGCGGCGAGGAAUCAGCGGUUCACGCAUCGUGCGUCGGCGGAUAUUUGGCUCACGCCACGAUGUUUGCCAAUAUUUUCUCGGCAAAUGAAACUGCUAUGCCGGCUGACUUUCUGUCACCAAAAAUAAUGGCGGCGGCGGGAAGAUGGGCGCAGUGGUUGACGCCGGCUCAUUUGGCGGCUGCGACGCUUCUUGUUCUCAUAUUCCUCGUAUCUGUAUUCUUGGCGUUACAAUACGCCUUCAAGUACAGAAAAUAUGAGAUAGCCGAGGACCUUGACAGUCUCACAGACAAUUCCGCUUUCGGUGGAUCAAUGCAGGGCUUGGCAAGGAGGGCAAGGGCAUUGUCAUCGGCAACUCUCUUCUCCGAGGUGGUCUCUCUCAUUCGAUUACCCAGAAUGGGUUCCCCCAAGCACGCGAGGCUUCAAGAGGCACCAGCCGAUGUAGAGGACGACUACGAGUGCGCGGGAAGCCAAGCUAUAAAAGACGAUUCAGAGGUUAGCGAGAAAUCUGGGACAUUGAAGAGCAAAGGCUCGGAUGAAAAUUUGCAGACGACAAUUGUUCAAGGCUCUGUGGACACGCAUGGCAGGCAGUCAUCGACUUGCAGUAUACCAACACUCGGACAACCUGAGGUCAAGUAUGCCCGACCGGUCAAGCUGCGGACAGUUGUUGGCCCCAUCAGUCCAGUUUCCGAAGAACGUUCAACCUCGGAAUUGAGCAGACGUUACAGUAUAACCAGCACCUCGAUCAGUCUGAAUAAUGUAAGAGUCCCUCACCCAAAAUCAUCCACCUUUCUGCAAGUCAAGGGUUUUUCACCUGCUAGCACGUCGUCAAACGCGUCGAAUUUGCGAUGUGGCAAGGAGUCGAAGGAUCGACGAAACAGGGAACGCCUACUUCAGGGACCAGGGUCGGAAUUCAGCCUGGCGAACCAAGAUAUGGACUUGGAACUCGAUUACUACGACUACAACGUCGUUAAUGCAGGAGCUGCUCCCGGAUCUUAUCUGGGUAUGGACCCAGCGUUUUUAGUAUGGAUACCCCCACUUGAUCCCGGAGAAUCGGAUAUAAUGCGCGCCAUCGAAGAGGAUCAUCAUUACGAGGAGAUACCCGAGCGCAGGGGCAGUGCUGGGUCACGUUUGAAAUUGAAUACGGAGGGGGCUUCCUUGACACCAUCCGAGUACAAAUUGAUGAGGGAGAGCAAGGCGAGGACCGCUGCCCCGGGUUCGGAUGGAACCUCUGUGCAUUGCCAGAAGGAGAUAUCGCCAAAACGGAUUGACCAUGGUGAAAGUCGACUUCACGACGAAAUAAUCACGGAGUACAGAGCCAGGCUAAGCGAAGGUAUUCUACCGAUUCACAGAAUCCUCGAGGAGUCUAGAGUAAGGGUCAGCGACGAAUCGUUGGCUAAAUAUGUUCACGAUGAUGCUCUCAAUAUUGUGCAUGCGGACGUCAUUCCGAACAGGAUGACAGACGAGGGUGAGAAAUUUGAGGCAAGAUUUGCCCCGAGGGCGAACAGAAUCCGACUUUCUGACGAACAGGAUCGCAGGAGGAACAAAACCACAAGGAACCCGGAUUUGACCAGGGAGAAUAAGUUCUCCGACGACGACGGGGGUCGCUCGAGGAUGCCGGCAAAUGCGGUGAGCACAUUCUCUGACGAAUUAGACUGCAGCUCGAAGGUCCGUCCGAGUCCAAGCAGGAAUCGCGGUGUGUCCGAGGAAAUCGUUAGGAACAGGGCAUAUAAUGAGAACGAACUCACGAAAACUCCAGAUGGUCUAAGAGAACGGAGAAACAACUCCGAUGCAUCGAGGUGCCGGACCAAUGGCAGGGGUUCGGGAGAUCCGGACAAGGAUCGCCGAGACUGGAACGACGAGAGUCAUCGUGGGAAUAUCCCUAUGCCAAAUGAAAAUACGGCGAACGCCCAGCAUUUUAGGUUUAAAGAGGAUGUAGCCGAACUGAAUAUAAUCAGCGACGUCAGAGUUGGUAACGCUGUCAACAUACCCCUCAAGGAAUUUCCCAUCGGCAGAUUCGCCGACUCACCGGCAAAAGUCCACUGCAGGCCGAAGGACAAAAGAAACGAAGCGAAUCUCCAGAAAGAGAUCCAAAGUCCCGAUUACGGGGUCGAGAUUGACAUUAAGGAGGACUCGAAAGGUUUCUACGAACUUAUCGGCGAAGGGGAGGAUGGGUUGAAAUUUGCCGACGACGAUGACGAUUAUAAUAUUGAUAACAAAGUGACAGCUUAGACUUGUAGAGGCGAGAAACCGUGUCCCUGUGGAGUGGGUUGGGCUUCGGUUAAACUCGACCUUACGGCGCAAUUCACCGUCGUCGUCGGCAAGCUAGAAGAAUCUAUGAAAUUUGUUAGUAAUAAUCAGCAAUCAUAGUGGACUGCCGGACGAUGCGAAGAGUUACUAUUGUCAGAAUUGGGAGAAAUGUAUACGUUUAUACGUAUGGAUAUCCACACAGUAGUCUGAUUGUGAGAGUAUAUGGAUCUCCCGCGAACCGUGAGAGAAUGUGAUUCUUAAGAGUGAUACAGCUAGCUUGGCGCUGCUCUUCAAUAAAUAUUGUAAACAGUGCGUGAGCCAAGAUAUUACCUACUGUGAAGAAUCACGUUCUCAUUCUAUUUGCGAGGUGACCAUGAGCUUAUAUUAUACACUACCGUACGAUUAACCGACUGGCGGUCAACAAGGCCUACGGCAUUGCACGUGAAUCUACGACCUACGAUCGGGCCGCGUAUUUCGGGCAUUUUUCGGUGCAAUGUAUUACGUGAAUUAUUUUACGAGUAUGGACAAACUAGUCACAAAUAAUAAUUUACUUGAAAUUUAUUUAUUUAUACAGCCGUAUGAACGAGUGCAUUAGCUAUAAUUAUGAUAAUACGCGUAUCGUAUCGUGUCGUACUAAAACUUAAUUUAGGGUACACGUAGCGUCAAACUUCGAUUACCGGAUGUUUUAUGGAGACAGAAAUUGCCGCGAAUCAUGCGUUACUCCUCUACAUAAUAUGCGUGUGGGUGGUAUCGGUAAUAAAUUCUUUAACUUGGCCAUUUCGUUUCAAAAUCACAUUUUAUCAUAUCGAAGAAUAUCGGAUCACAAGUCGCGUGUGCGGUUGUAAUAAUGCAUAAUAUAAGUGAAUAUUACUGAAUAUACUUACUUUGUGAACGAUUUUUAACUUUAUGCAUACUACGCGUCAAAGUAGAUACUACCGUACGCAUGGUAGACGAACGAAAUCGCGUACUAUACGCAUAUACUUGUGUAAAAAUUCAUGUUCGUUACAAGGGCUAAGAUUUAACACACCAGUCUGUAAAAUCUCACUUUGCGCUCUUGUAUAAGCGAAACUGUUUACAAUUUUCUAAUUUCAAUGCGUCUUGACGUUUUCAGACUUCUAGUAUCCGAAAAAUAUCUAGUCUGCCCGUCUAUCCCGAAAAACUCUCGUCAUGAUCUCUGUAACGGCCAGAUGAGACAAUGUGAAAUUUACACGACUUCAAAUUGAAAUGAUAAGCACGAUAAAUUGCCAUUAUCCAUUUUUUUGACCGUACGCUUCUAUCGAAAAAAAAGUCGAUAAAAUUCGAAGGACUCCGACACAGUUUUUAUGAUGUUUAUAGAAAAUUUUAUACAGAUUGCUAUAAAUCGUAUAAAAUUAUGCAAUGGGGAAGCAAUUUUGUGAAAAAUGAAGGAACCAUUAAAAAAAAAAAAAAAAAAAAAAAAAAAAAAAAAAUCAAGAAUAUCAGCGGUAAAACAUUUUGAACAUACUUGAUUGUACUUCCAGCAAUUAAAUUG